AUGGACGAAUCUAUAUCUUUAAUUCAAGAUUUAUCACUCAAGGUCCAACUGGCACGCCCAGGAUCAUUGGUUGAAGACUUUCGGGUGUUUAAACAGUUUAACGAUUCCAUUUCAACCACACCAUACCAAUUUGAUUUCAUCAUAGAAAACGAACGGGGAAUCAAAAUAUUUGGUAUUCCUUUAUUCUCUCACCGAUCACUUCUCCCUAUUAUCGAUCCAUCAAACUACCAAAACAUCAAUGGGAAACGUCUCACAGUACCGCUAUCUAAACUAGAAAAUUAUCCUUUACCAGAUUCAAAUUGGGAAUGGGAAUGGAGCCAUUGGUACGUGUACAUGUACAAAGAUGUCGACCCCCACGGCUGGAUGUACUCGAAUCUUUUUUUCCAAUGUGAUAAUGGCUGGAAGGGGAAAUACUAUUUUGGCAACACCAUCCGCAAAAGAGUCUGGAUCCGGUUAAGAAAGAAACGAUGA
Messenger RNA from Candida tropicalis MYA-3404, 471 nucleotides. RefSeq lists its product as uncharacterized. Bases 1 to 471 code for a protein of 156 amino acids. NCBI's taxonomy places the organism in Eukaryota, Fungi, Ascomycota, Pichiomycetes, Serinales, Debaryomycetaceae. The record is from RefSeq and is a predicted model, not a curated record. The transcript has a single exon.